GAUACUUCCUGGACAGCCUCAUAUAUUAUAUAUGAGACUAUACAUAGUCUCAUAUUCCCUUAUAUGUCUAUAGGGCUUGACAGUUCCCAACUGUUUUCUAAUAUAUUCAUUCAUUCAGUGAGUGUUUAUUAAAUGCUUAAAUAGCUGGCAUUGCGUUAGAUGAUGAGGCUAUGGUAUGAAAAGACCAGAUUCUAAGGCACGUGACCGUGUGGGGAGAUGCCGACGCACCGGUGAAAAGACUAAUUGCAGAUUAGAGUUUGAAAAGUGCUCUGGGGAAAAAAUUAAACGCAGCUCUGGUGAUGACUAAUGGACCAAGGCCCCGCUCUAAAAAGAGCAGACCUCUCAGAGCCUGUGACAUCUAAGCUGUAACCUGAAGGGCGAGAAGGAGCCGCUGGUGAUGGGAAGAGUGGAGAAGGGAAAAGCAUUCCAGGCACAGGGAACAGCCAGUGCAAAGACGCUGAGAAAAAGCCGACUGUGGUGAGGAAUGCGUGGAGGUCUAUUGUGGUCAGAGUAUAAUGGGCAGGAGGGAGAGUGGCCUGAGGAUUAGGAGCUGAUCUGGCCUUCAGAACAACCAUGGGGACCUGUUCUCAUUGUUCCUCCCAUUUCACAGAUGGGACAACUGAGGCAGCCAUCUCGUGUCAUUGCUAGGAAGUCAUGGACCAAGAGCUCCAGACUCCAGACUCCAGAUCUGGUGUCCCUCCCAAGCAGAUAAAAUGAACUUGCUCCAGUCUUAGUCUCCUCUCGUCUCUCUCCUCUCACCAGCAGAGAGGCCAGCCCAAGCUGUGGUUGGUGUGACCGCAGCCGGGGACUUGCACCGGGCGGGGGGAGGCAGGAUCCCAUGUGCUCCUCGGAUCGCCGUCAGGAUUGCUUCACGGGUUUCUCCGUGGGAGUAGGAAAUGUGGGCACAACUUUUCAAUGUCUUAGAAGUGCCUGUGGGCACAUGGCAGAAUUCGAUGGCGCAUCCAUCUGCCGCUCUCCCUCUGUCUCGCUGAGUAACCUGCCCUGUGACAGGAAGAGCCGGAGCCGCGGUAUGUCAUCGGAACAGAGUCCGUUAAGGCAUGGCUCUGGUUCCGGUGGAGCGUCAGUUCGGAACACGGAGCCCCUUGCUCUGCCCCCGGGGGCUGCCAACUGUUGGCUCCCGCUCGCCCUGCCUCAGCGAGGAGAGGCGCCACGAGAAGCCUUCUGGAGGAAUUUUCCUGCUGGCAGAAACUGUCAUGCUGAACUCGAGACAGGUCGCAGACUGGGAGACAUUUAAUAUUAUCACUGGGGGAGGACCCUUGCUUUGUUGAAGAGGAGGAAAAGGAGGAGGAAGUAAAGCAAGAGGAGGAGGAGAAAGAGAAGGAAGAGGAAGAGGAGGAAGAGGAGGAGGAAGAGGAAGAGGAAGACUAAGGAGCAGACAGUGUACUACUAAGCACCUCCGUGCUCACGUUAAUCAUCACGGAAACCCAGCAAGGCUAGGAAUUGAUCAUCAGCUUUGAUCAUCUGCAAAUGAGCAAACUGAGGCUAAGCAAGGUUGAGGCCCGGCCCGAGCUCACACAGGAUCCGACCUCCACCUUCUUCCAGUUCGGAGCGUCCAUCCAGCAGCAAGCCACGGUCAUGCUGAAGAUCAUGCAGGAUUACGACUGGCACGUCUUCACCCUGGUGACCACCAUCUUCCCCGGCUACAGGGACUUCAUCAGCUUCGUCAAGACCACAGUGGACAACAGCUUCGUGGGCUGGGACAUGCAGAACGUGAUCACCCUGGACACGUCCUUUGAGGACGCCAAGACGCAAGUCCAGCUGAAGAAGAUCCACUCUUCCGUCAUCCUGCUCUACUGCUCCAAAGACGAGGCCGUCCUCAUCCUGAGCGAGGCCCGCUCCCUCGGCCUCACCGGGUAUGAUUUCUUCUGGAUCGUCCCCAGCUUGGUCUCUGGGAACACGGAGCUCAUCCCCAAAGAGUUUCCAUCGGGACUCAUUUCAGUCUCCUACGACGACUGGGACUACAGCCUGGAGGCCAGGGUGAGGGACGGGAUUGGCAUUCUCACCACGGCGGCGUCUUCCAUGUUGGAGAGGUUCUCCUACAUCCCCGAGGCCAAGACCAGCUGCUACGGGCAGGCGGAGAAGCCGGAGGUCCCCGGGCACACUUUGCACCAAUUUAUGGUCAACGUGACAUGGGGUGGCAAAGACCUGUCCUUCACCGAGGAAGGCUACCAGGUGCACCCCCGGCUGGUGGUGAUUGUGCUGAACAAGGACCGAGAGUGGGAAAAGGUGGGCAAGUGGGAGAACCAGACCCUGAGCCUGAGGCACGCCGUGUGGCCCAGGUACAAGUCCUUCUCCGACUGUGAGCCAGACGACAACCAUCUGAGCAUCGUCACCCUGGAGGAGGCCCCAUUUGUCAUCGUGGAAGACAUAGACCCGCUGACCGAGACGUGUGUGCGGAACACGGUGCCGUGUCGGAAGUUCGUCAAAAUCAACAAUUCAACCAAUGAGGGGAUGAAUGUUAAAAAAUGCUGCAAGGGUUUCUGCAUUGAUAUUCUAAAGAAGCUCUCCAGGACUGUGAAGUUUACUUACGACCUGUACUUGGUGACUAACGGGAAGCAUGGCAAAAAAGUUAACAAUGUGUGGAAUGGAAUGAUUGGAGAAGUGGUCUACCAGCGAGCAGUGAUGGCAGUGGGCUCGCUCACCAUCAACGAGGAGCGCUCUGAAGUGGUGGACUUCUCCGUGCCCUUCGUGGAGACGGGCAUCAGCGUCAUGGUUUCGAGAAGCAACGGCACCGUCUCGCCUUCUGCUUUUCUAGAGCCCUUCAGCGCCUCGGUCUGGGUGAUGAUGUUUGUCAUGCUGCUCAUUGUUUCUGCCAUAGCUGUUUUUGUCUUCGAGUACUUCAGUCCUGUUGGGUACAACAGAAAUUUAGCCAAAGGGAAAGCACCCCAUGGGCCUUCUUUUACGAUCGGGAAAGCUAUAUGGCUUCUCUGGGGCCUGGUGUUCAACAACUCCGUGCCUGUCCAGAAUCCUAAAGGAACCACCAGCAAGAUCAUGGUGUCCGUAUGGGCCUUCUUCGCCGUCAUCUUCCUGGCCAGCUACACGGCCAACCUGGCUGCUUUCAUGAUCCAAGAGGAAUUUGUGGACCAAGUGACUGGCCUCAGUGACAAAAAGUUUCAGAGACCUCAUGACUAUUCCCCACCUUUUCGAUUCGGGACGGUGCCUAACGGAAGCACAGAGAGAAACAUUCGGAAUAAUUACCCCUACAUGCACCAGUACAUGACGAAAUACAAUCAGAAGGGAGUAGAGGACGCGCUGGUCAGCUUGAAAACAGGGAAGCUCGACGCUUUCAUCUAUGAUGCGGCGGUCUUGAAUUACAAGGCCGGGAGGGACGAAGGCUGCAAGCUGGUGACCAUCGGGAGCGGGUACAUCUUUGCCACAACCGGUUAUGGAAUUGCCCUCCAGAAGGGGUCUCCUUGGAAGAGGCCGAUUGACCUGGCCCUGCUUCAGUUUGUGGGUGACGGUGAGAUGGAAGAGCUGGAGACACUGUGGCUCACGGGGAUCUGCCACAACGAGAAGAACGAGGUGAUGAGCAGCCAGCUGGACGUGGACAACAUGGCGGGCGUGUUCUACAUGCUGGCCGCCGCCAUGGCUCUCAGCCUCAUCACCUUCAUCUGGGAGCACCUCUUCUACUGGAAGCUGCGCUUCUGCUUCACGGGCGUGUGCUCCGACCGGCCGGGGUUGCUCUUCUCCAUCAGCAGGGGCAUCUACAGCUGCAUUCACGGAGUCCACAUUGAAGAAAAGAAGUCUCCGGACUUCAAUCUGACGGGAUCCCAGAGCAACAUGUUAAAACUCCUCCGAUCGGCCAAAAACAUUUCCAACGUGAACUCCUCAAGAAUUGACUCACCCAAAAGAUCUGCUGACUUCAUCCAAAGAGGUUCCCUCACCAUGGACAUGGUGUCAGACAAAGGGAAUUUGAUAUACGCGGACAACAGGUCCUUUCAGGGGAAAGACAGCAUUUUUGGGGACAACAUGAAUGAACUCCAAACGUUUGUGGCCAACAGGCAUAAGGACGCCCUCAAUAACUAUGUGUUCCAGGGACAACACCCCCUCACUCUCAAUGAGUCCAACCCGAACACGGUGGAGGUGGCUGUGAGCACAGAAUCCAAAGGGAGCUCCAGGUCCCGGCAGCUCUGGAAGAAAUCCAUGGAUUCCAUCCGCCAGGAUUCCCUGACCCAGAACCCAGUCUCCCAGAGGGAUGAAGGGACCAUGGAGAAUAGGACCCACUCCCUGAAGAGCCCUAGGUACCUUCCAGAAGAGGUGGCCCACUCGGACAUUUCAGAAACCUCGAGCCGGGCCACGUGCCACAGGGAGCCUGACAACAAUAAGAACCACAAAACCAAGGACAACUUCAAGAGGUCGAUGGCCUCCAAGUACCCCAAGGACUGUAGCGAGGUCGAACGCACCUACCUGAAAACCAAAGCGAGCUCCCCCAGAGACAAGAUCUACACCAUCGACGGCGAGAAGGAGCCCAGUUUCCACCUGGACCCUCCCCAGUACGUCGAAAACAUGACCCUGCCCGAGAACGUGGACUUCCCAGACACCUACCAGGAUCACAAUAAAAACUUUCACAAGGGGGACUCCACGCUGCCGGCGACCCGCAACCCCCUGCACAACGGGGACGGGCUCCCCAACAACGACCAGUACAAACUCUACUCCAAGCACUUCACCUUGAAGGACAAGGGCUCCCCGCUCAGCGAGGGCAGCGACCGGUGCCAGCGGAACUCCACCCACUGCAGAAGCUGCCUCUCCAACCUGCCCACCUACGCGGGCCACUUCACCAUGAGGUCCCCCUUCAAGUGCGACGCCUGCCUGCGCUUGGGGAACCUGUACGACAUCGACGAAGACCAGAUGCUUCAGGAGACAGGUAACCCGGCCACCCGGGAGUCCUACCAGCAGGACUGGGCGCAGAACAAUACCCUCCAGUUCCAAAAGAACAAGCUAAGGAUUAGCCGUCAGCAUUCCUACGAUAACAUUGUGGACAAACCUAGGGAGACAGACCUUAGCAGGCCCUCCCGGAGCAUAAGCCUCAAGGACAGGGAGCGGCUUCUGGAGGGAAACUCGUAUGGGAGCCUGUUUAGUGUCCCCGCCAGCAAACUCUUGGGGAACAAGAGCUCCCUUUUCCCCCAAGGUCUGGAGGACAGCAAGAGGAGCAAGUCCCUCUUGCCAGACCACACCUCCAAUAACCCUUUCCUCCACUCCCACAGGCAUGACCAGCGCUUAGUUAUUGGGAGAUGCCCCUCGGACCCUUACAAACACUCGUUGCCGCCCCAGGCAGUGAACGACAGCUACCUUCAAUCGUCCUUGAGGUCAACGGCAUCGUACUGUUCCAGGGACAGUCGGGGCCACAGUGAUGUGUAUAUGUCGGAGCAUGUUAUGCCUUAUGCUGCAAAUAAGAAUAAUAUGUACUCUACCCCUAGGGUUUUAAAUUCCUGCAGCAAUAGACGCGUGUACAAGAAAAUGCCUAGUAUCGAAUCUGAUGUUUAGAACCUUCCAUUCGUGUUUUAUCCAUAGGGGAACGUGCAUAACGGCCGACCUUCUGGAGGGUAAAUGUCGGAUGUCCAAAUAGUGCCCUGCUAAGAGCAAGAGGAUUUAGGGAGGUACUUUUUUUUUUUUUUGUCGACUCUUUUGCACAUGGCUCCAUGCCAUCUUCUUCCACUCAAGGAAUCUUGUGAGGUGUGUGCUGAGCACGGCAGAUACCAGACAGGCGAGUCCUUAACCAAAAAUAAAUAAAUGGAUAAAUACGAAAGGGCAGGUCUCCGGGACGUGCCUACUAGGUAUGUUGGCAAUAAUGGUGCGUUGGAUGCCAAUGGUGAUGUUACGAUCUCCUAUCCUCCAAAUUUCAUUCUGGUCAGUCCACCAUGUAAUUUCCUCAUCAGAAAUGCCUGACGGUUUCUCUAAUACAGAAUAAGCAAUAUGGUAUGCAUGUAAAUUCUGACACAGACGAAAUAAAGCAGUUAAGAAUGCAUCUGCACUGUAGCGAGAUUGGCGUGUGCAAGAGAUUAGGAAGUUUGGCUUGUAACAGUCUCAGCUUUAUCGGUAUGCCUUCCAUCACAGCCCAGGCCCGACCCCGGGAACUCCAGGCUCCCCCAAAGAAUAGCCAAUCCGUGUGUUCGUGGUCACUACACUACCUGCAUUGUAGUCCAUUUCCAAGACGCAUCUGGAGCCAAAGGCCGGAGGGACCCUCAGGCGGAGAGCUGCGAGAAUGCCUCUGGAUGUUGGUGUCUGUGUGUCUCUCGCCCUCGGCUUCGAUGGUCUUGUUCCGAGCUGCAUAAGCUAACACGUGUCUGUCUUCAAUAUCUAAGUGUGGAUCUUCUGUUUAUGACACAGUGGCCGUUGUAGUUUAUCCCGAAGACUCCUAUGUACGUAAGUUUGCAUCUGCUCCCUUCUGGUGAUGACUCAGGGUUGUAUAGUAUCUGUUCCCCUCCCCCACCCCGUGAGUAACCAUAGCCCGUUCAGUCCCCGAGCACCCUUGGCGGUGGCUAAGUAAGCAGUCGUGUGUCUCUCCUCCCAGAGCUGUUAACGUGGUGACAUGCACCAGCAGCCGUGUGUGUGCUGUGAUCUGUGAGAAGCGCGAUGCCAUCUGUCUGCCGACGGCUAGCACGGUUUCAGUUUUAUCUUCCUUAGCAUCUCGAAAUUCUGUUGGACACCCAUUUCCGCCGUAACCUUCUCAAAUCUGAAGUCUCCAAAGCGUGAGACGCUCAUGCCUUUCAUCUACCCUGAAUGCCCUCCAAACUUUGCAUACACUUUAGUGAAACAAGUCAUUUGAAAUAUUCUCUCUAGGGGAGGCAAACUGCUUCACCAGCACCAACAGAAAUAUAUGAAAAAUUCCUCAAAGCAUUUGUCAUUUCUGAGUCACCUGCAUGAUUCCAUUCUUAUUCUACUCAAACCCAUAUAUAUGAGAUAGGAAAUAAUAAUCAUUAAAAAAAAAAAGUUGGAGACAGAGAAGGGGAUAUUUUUGCAUGGGGAACUUCUUAGCACAGUGCUUGCCACUGGGGGGAAAAAAAAGUAAUCUCAAAAAGGUAGUUGUUAUAUUAUGGUACUUUAUCAGAUUAGGAUUUUCUAGUUUAAAAGCUAAAUAUCAUAAAACCUGCAAAUAACAUUAACUAAACAUUUUUAUAUAGUUCUAGUAAUUAGUAUAUUUUACCUACAUUAAUAUUUUUGAAAGAUUUGGGAUACAAGGACCUUAGCUUUUGCAGAAGACCUGAGUUUGUCUGGGGACAUGGAGACAUGCUGCAGAAACCAUUUUGUGGUUUCCUCCUGCAUUCUGCUUUAGGUUCUUAGAGAAGGGAGCAGCAUGGCAAGUUGCAAAAUUGUCCUGUUUCUUCUCUUCAUAGCGUGUUCUGCUUUGCAGGCGUAUUUUCCUGUAAGUGAGAAGGUGCCAGAGACAAUUCUUUUAGAGCCCGAGGAUACAUUGACUGGCUUCCUCUUUGGGGACAUGCACCCGACCUGCAAUCUCCCUACAGUGAUGACAAGUGGCUGCAAUAAAUUUCAGGGUUAGUGGCAGAGAGGCAGAGGGAGGCAGUGGGAAGAGAGUCUUCUCUUCAUCUUUGAAAGGCAGAAGAGGCUGACUAGGUGCUGGUGACAAAUAUAUUUGAAAAUUAUAUUUUAUUUCUUGGAUACUGUAACCUUUGCAGCCCCAAGACCCAGCAAUAGAGAAGCCUGGAUUGCAGGACCUGGAAUGGUCACCCCAAUUUCUGAUCUUAAUUUUUAUUUUUUGUUUGAGAUGGGGUCUCGCUAUGUUGCCCAGGCUGGUCUCUAAGUCCUGGCAUCGAGGGAUCCUCCCGCCUUGGCCUCCCAAAGUGUUCAGCUUAAAUUUCAGCAUCUGUACAGUCUUUUAGCACUUGCUGCCUUUGUCCUCUCCUUGUAUUCCAGACCUUUCUUCCCCUGGCUGGGAUUACCUCCUUUUCCUCACGAGUCUGCCAUGUCUUAACAUGGAAUGAAUUAAAAAGUCUCCUUAGAAUACAGACAGUGACAGGUCCUCAAUCCAGAGAGACUUUGUGUCUUCCUCUGGCGUCCUCAAAACCCAGGGGGCCACCAGAUGCCGCAGAGACCUCCGGGGAGAGUGAGAAUUGCACUUGGAUUGACUUCACAGGUGAAAAAUCCUUCUCUGCAUAGCAGUGUUGUGUCUGCUAUUCACCCCAUACGGCUCUGGAUAAAGAACUAAAAAUGUGGCUUUUGGAAGAACCAACAGUGAUGUUGUGAAAAACGUAUAUUUCUUUUAAUGCCCAAAGAUUUUUUUUUAAAAAAUAAAUAAUCAGAAAUUGGAUGCCAUGUUAUAAAUGCAACCUUUCCCUCCUCCACCAAUUCACUGACUCUUAAUGGUGAUGAUUCCAACCCCAAAAAUAAAUAAAUAAAUAAAUUACCCACUGAUCAGAUGGUCAAUUUCCAAGUGAAAGAUGACGAUGUAGCACUAUCCAAAAGUAAUCCAAGUCGGUUCAGUUCUUUGGAAAAAAGAAUGUCAGGAAUGUAACCCCCAAUGGUAAAUGGCACCUAUGGUAUGGGAAAUAAUAAGAAUUAAAUAGGAAGCCCUGAGCUAUAGAUCCGUUACAGAAGGUUCUUGUGACACAUCCCAGCUCUGAGAUCUUAGAUUUGUUGAUGUCAAAGAGCCAGAAUCUCUGAACCCAACCGCCUCAGCUUCACCUGGCUUAAGUCAGAGCUGGCGUCUGCAGUGAUAUUUAACUGACUCUAAAUGAUUCUUUCCCCACUUAAGAGGGGCCCGGUUGAUCCUCAGGUAGUCACACUUGCAUGCAAAUGGCCAGGGUUCUGUCCGUGGGGAAUAGCACGCACACGCAACCGAUUUAAAAUAGUCUUCGUGAGAGAAUCUUCCAGGGUGCGACUCCACUCUGAGAAUCCUUUGUGUUUCCAGAAGAUGCUUGUCCCAGUCCUUCUACCGGUAGGUUCUUAGGCCACUUCCGGUUUCAGUCCCUGAACAGGCAAGUCCCCAGCGGGUUUUUCUGCCAGUGGGAGGUGUGGGGUUAUAAUCUCACCACUCAUUACCUUUCUGCCCUCUGCAGAUCUCUCUGAGUUGUUCUUGCCAGCACCAGGCCGGGGUUAUCUCAUGGAUUAUACUUCGUUUUCUCUUCCCUGUUUUAUAGGUUGCCUGAGAAAUCUAAAUACUUAGCUUUUCUGAUGAAAACAUUAAAAUUCACCCAUUGCAGCAAAAUCCAUCAAAUCAUUUCACGCUUAUUUUCUGGAGAGGGAAGAAAAAAAAAAAAACAGAAAAUUACACCUUGUUUACAAAUGAAAUAGUUUCACUUAAAUGGGACUCUCGCCAAGGCAGUUAAUUAGUCAAAAGAUCCACGGCUGUCAUGUAGUCACACAUUGUUUAUUCUAUUUGAUAUGUCUACCACUGAUGUGUAGUUAAUAUUCUGCAUCCUUCUCAGGAAAUGACAAAUGCCCUGAAUUCUUUGCAAAUAGAAUUGCUAAUGAAAAAGAAAAAAAAAGAUAUGUUGGUGUUAAUUAAAUGGUGAUUAAAAAUUUAUCUCCUUUAAACCUAAAAAGUGCAGCUUUAAUAAUCAGUUGUCAUAUAAAUAAAUACCUUGUACUGAAAUCCCUUGCGGUUUCAGACCUAAAUAAAUACUAAUUUGAGAAACCUAAAUAUCUUUCAGAGGAGCUGAAUAUAUUCAUUAACAUCAUGCACAUUCCUGUACUGUUUCUUUGUACCUAGCUGUUGUGCAUGAACCCUUGGAAAGACGACAUGAGUUGUUUCUGAAAUGGAGCCUGUUUGUAUUGACCAUGGCUGUAGUAGACAUAGUUGGACCUCAAGAAAAAAAAAAAAAGAAAUCCAGUAGGUGGAAGCUAAAUGCAUUGGCUGAUGUUUAAUACGAGUUAAGAGUUCUAUGUAAAGGCGAUUUUCCUUCCGAAAGUACUGUUUGUUUUCUCUUGAGACAAAAUUAGGCCUUUCCAGGCAUUGCCAUCUGCUUUUGGUCAACAGGGUUGAAAUUAAUGUGGGGUCUGUACUUGAAAAGUUCUCCCAACAUGCAGUUGCCCUUUUCCAUUCAAUCUCUACCCACCGUGCUGUGUCCACAUCUACUUGUAUCAGACGAGGUCAGCUUGCCACUCGAUGAAGAUCAGCGGUGAUCAAAUGCACUUACCCUGUGAAUACAAAUGCUCGUGUACACAUGUAUAUAAUAUACAUGCUUGAUUUCUACAAUUCACAUGUAAGUGUAUUAUCCAAAUAAAAGUGUACAUAAUGUAAAGUUUAUGUUAAAAAUUAAAUAGUGAUGAUAGUAUUAACACAUGGAAAACCCAUUCUGGUUAUUUUGAUGGGGGGAUAUUUCCAUAGAGAGGACACUCUAUUUUUUUAAUCUCAGUUCUAGGGAGGAUGGCAGAGCCCAAGUGGGAUUUGGAUGUUGGUGUUCCUGGCUUCUUCUUUUAAAGAAAGAAAGAAAGAAAGAAAAUCUGGGGUGGGGGUGUGUGUCGAAUAUUUUCUGCUCACAUUUGCUGCUGAAGACAAUGCUAAUGUGGACUUGUGUGUGAUUUCUGUAAACCCAUCGAAGGGCAGGGAUUUUCUAUUAAAUUUUGUAUCCUCUCCCCCCACCUGUGUCCAGAGGUAUGCUCAGUGCAGUAUUAGCUAGAGGCACCUGCCCAGAAGGGUCUUAGAAGAGCUGAAUUUGCAGAAUUACACCAAGAUUUAGGGGAAGGGGAAAGGAGAUAACAAAAAGAAGUUUACAAAGGGGCAGCAAUCUGUAUGGGAUCGUCAAGUUAGAGAGUAUCGGAGCUGGGAUUAGAACCCGAGACUUCAUGUUCAGUUUCUGGCUCAGUUCCCUGGGCCAGGCUGACCAAUUUCUGGGUUUCUCUCCAAGGGGAAACUCCUGAGUACCUCUGGGAUAAGAGCCAGAGAAUCCCAGAAACCUGACCUGGCUUCUUUUUGCCUCUUGCUCCCAGACAGAUCCAAGCAUGCCUCUUUGAAUUUGAUUUUCCUCUAAGCUCCUUCACAGUCCCUAUCUCAAAAUCCUGAAGAACAGGAGGCUUUAUUCAGGGACCUUUUCUUUGGGAAGAAUCUACAAGGGAUGUAGUUUAAAACGUCAAACUGGAGAGAAAGGCUGGCAGUGGCCAUUGAAGUAAGAGAGUUCUAUUUUCCCUGCACUGAGGAUGAACCAAGCACAUUGAUCGGCUGAUAGGGCUCGACUCAGUGUCUGCUCCCUUUCGAAGGCCACUUUGGGAUGCAGGGGGCUGCAAGAGGAAUAGAAAAUGUAAUCUCUUCCCAUAAGUGUGGUCUUAUGGUUUAGAAAUUCAGUUCCCUAAUACAAAAGAGAAACAAGGACCCAUGAAAUGCACACAGGGACUAAACAGCAAAAAUUAGGACAAAGUUCUUGCCAGGAAAAAAAAAAAUCUGAUUCUAUGAUCAAACUUGAACAAACAAACAAAAAAAGCCUUUCCCCAUACCUUUAAGUAACUUUGGAGAAUAUAGUUAGUGUUCCUGGAGAUGCACUUGGGUUUAUUUUAAUCUUUAAAAAGGUCCCUAAGAAACCCAGGAGCAGCCAAACAGGUGAACAAACUCACCCUUCUGUAUUUUUGCACAGGCAGGUUUGGGUCUGGUUCCAACCAGUGCUCCAACCCUUGCCAAAUCAUGCCUCCUCCCACACCUGCUUUAUGACAUGUGCUUCGAGAAAAGGUUGAAAAAAUUCCCCAAAGGAUUAGAAAAUAGACUGUGAUGGGAAAAAGACAGAGCAUUUCCUUAAAGCUUUUUUGCUUGGUUUUGUUUUUGGCUUUUGAAGAACAUUUUAGAUAGUCCAGGGUACAGAUGUAUCAGGGAAGGGUGUAGGGAGGAUCCCUUAUUGAGUCCCAAGUGCCUACUGUUGUGGCUGACAAAAGAGAAAGCAUCAGGUUCCCUAGAGAGAAAAUGGGGCAAAGAGAUGACACACAGAAUCAUAGGUGUAUUUCAGGAAGGAUGGUGGGGUGGAGAGGGAGCUUUUUUUUACUCUGUCUACCCCAUUCUGUGCAUUGCUGGAAUGUUAGAUUCCCUGCUUAUCACAUGUACAUGCCAUGGGUCAACACCUGAAGUUGGAAAUAUCAAAAUAUAAAUUAAGUGUAGACUAUAUUCUAGGCAUAUCCUAGAAUGUGAUCCUCAAAAUAACCCUAGGAUAUGAUUGCUCCCAUUUUACAGACAAGGAAACCGAGGCUCAGGUUUUUCAGGGUUUUUUUGUUGUUGUUGUUGUUUUCAGGUUUUUCAGCCUCAUCAGCAACAGGAAUGAAGCUAGUAAAUCCCGAAUGUUAGACAUAUUCUCGAAGUGCCUGAUCUCCCCCAGGGAGGUCAGAAUAGAAGUCUGAAAGAGAGAUAUGCUAUUUUGAGGUUCCCAGGCUUACUCUUGAGUGUCAGCCUCUGUGAUGAGGAAGUCUGUUAGCGUCCUGCCCCUCACUGUCUGGUUUGGGGUGUAUCGAGAACUCCUGGAGAUUUCACCUCUGUUCACAGUCCCUUCUGAGACUUGAACACUCUCUGUGUCUCUCCUCCAUAUUCUUGCACUCAGCACUUAUUUUUUUUUUUUUUUUUGAUUCCUGGGGAGUUAUUUUCUCCACUUAGCAUGUGCCUAACCUUAAAAAUCCCUUUCCUAAUCCCUCAUCUUUUUUAUCAGUCGAUAUCAGGGCUAAUUCCAUGAAACACAUGUACAUAGCAUGCUCUUACACGCACACGGCCUUGUGGCCCCCCAUUGAAGCUCUGCUAAACAUUGCGGCCCAUUUUCAAAGAGGUAAUGUCAUGUGCAAGUUGAUUGUUCCUCCUGUUUCAUGUACAUGUUUGGUUGUCUUUGCCAGGCAGACAGAACGAGGUUCAGGGAAUAGGAAAUAGAGUUUCUGCAUAAAUGAUGGAGAGCUUUAGUAAUCAGAAUGGCUGAGGGCCAGCUAUUAAAAUGUUGUCUUCCUUCUUGGUCUGUUCUUUUUUUUCUUUCUUUUUUUUUGUUUCUCAAAUUGCCUUAGAGAUACUUUCCUGGUCACUAGCAUCAGGGUAACUGUCGAACCCCUGCUUGUUCCAUCCCAUUAAAGAGUGUUGAAUUGGAAUGUUCCCAUGGAGCUUUCUAGGAGCCCAGAGGGGGCAUGGUGUUGAAUCCAUUCUGUCGGCGUGCUGCUGAUCACACACAUGCCUUUCUUGUAUCCCCCCCCUCCCCAUGUUCUAAGCCACACUUCUUUCCUGGCAUCUAUACUUCCUGUGAGGUGGGGUGCAUUAGGCCCAUUUUACAGGUGAAGAAACUGAGCUGGGAUUUGAAGGAAUGUUUUCCUGGGAAGCUCCAUGAAUGUAUCCUUCCGAAGGGUCAUUAACCUCAUGUAAGCACCCUUGCCCUAGUCCCUGAGAAAAAUUCUCCAGCUGUUUUCCUCUUUUAAGCUGGCAGUGAAAAGUCUCUUAAGACAGAAAGGUUAUUAUUAUUUAAUAGCUAUUCCGAGAUCCUGUCAUUGGGUCUACCAGUGCAUGACAGCAUUCUCCCAGGGAUGUUGAGCUAUGCAGAAAUGGAGCACUCCAAAGAACCAUCUGGCCAAUAGUGUUUCUUCUCUGGGGCCGUAUUUCCAAGCCCACAGUUCUCCAGGGAACCAGAACCAAGUUGUUUAAAAUGAAGUCAUUCCUCAGAUUAACUUCCUCAGAGAAGGUGUCAGCAGUCUGCAGAAACAAAUAAAACAAAACCGGGAUUAUCGCUCAUAAUUCCCUCUUAGGUACUAUGCCAGUGAAACAAUGAGUUGGCAUUUUUUGCAAUUCUAGAACAUUCCUCAUUAGCGGUAGCCCUGGGUCAUAACCUUUCCAGUUAAUUCUCUUUCACACCUUUGGGAAGGAUUUAAGAUGAACCUUCAAAAGGAUAUUAACAUAACACGUAGCCGAUACCACAGCUGCCUUUUAAAUUAAUAAGGUUAAUUGUUCUCCAGCAAACAUAAGUUUGUCUUUGGCAUUUUAAAUGCUUCUCAUUGAUCUGACAUUUUGCUGUUUCCUGCUUUUAAAGGGCUCAAAUCAAAGACUAUUGAUAACUGAGCAAAUAGUGAAGGUCCAGAAACAUAAAAACAUUGUUGGUUUUUCCAUGAAAAACAAUCAUAGCCUUUUGAAUUCAAUGGAGGUUUUUACAUUAGCCAUCUAAGACUUAUUGAAUUAGUUCUAUUCUCAGUCAAGCUAAUUCAAGCGAAUGAACAGUAUUGACUUUUUAAAUCUAUUUUAUUUUUUUAAAAAUCUUAAAUUUAUUAGGUUUGUAGAUACAGCUCUGGGGCCAUGACCACUACAGAAAUGUUCCAGUUUAGAAAAAGAAGAUUCAGACCUCGAUUUGGGGGCAAAUCCACGUUAUUUUCUUUGAAAAUUCUGAUGGAUUUGGAAAGAUGAAUGUGGAACUUGGAACAUUCAUCUUCUCCAAAUUUGUCACUGGGAAAGGAUGCUAAUUGCUCUUUUUUUUUUUCCAAAUAAGAUAUAAGAUUAAGAAUAACAUUUUCAUAGAAAAUGCAGUAAACUGCUUAAUACAAGUAAUUACAUAGCUAGAUGUGGUUCAGAUGACUUCCAAGCCUGAGGAUCCCUAAAGAUUUCUUUACCAGUUGCUUUUAGCUAUGAAUCUUAAUCUUGUUCAUUCCCCUGCCAAAACACAUUUAAAAGCGUUCGUAUACUUGCCAAAUUAAUUGGUAAAAUCGACUAUAGUUUAUAUCACACCAGAAUGUUUGUGUGUAUGUGUUUAUGUAUAGUAUAGUAUGUAUCUUUCAAGCUGAAUAUUCAGAAAGAAUUAGGUGAGUUAAUUGAUUGCUUGAAUAAGAAGUAGACCAUACAAAUUAUAAAUAAUAGCCUUCUUGGACAGAAAAAGAGGGAAAACUACUCAUUUUUCACUCAUGUUGUAAGACGUGUUGCAUAAUAUACAAGCUGGUCAUUGCCCUGCCUGCAAGAGAGUUCUCGAAUUGAGCAGUUUUUGCAAGGUUUAUGUCUGAGUUGUUUUGUAACCCAGUCUGGCUGGGAUUGAACUCUAUCUGCAGGGGGUUUCCAUUCACAGCUACAUUCAAACACUAUCCAAAACCCACAUCAGAACUGUCUUGGUCUCUUAUAUGGUGGAGCCCAAAGCAAGCUGUGUGCACUACACUCUGGUCUUCAUUUGGGAAUUGACGUUCGCUUACCAGUCGCAGCAGUUUAUACCUGUCAUGUUUUAAUCCACUGCAUGAGGAAGUGCUAAUAACUGUAUUAACUAUUUCCAAGCAUAGCUACAAAACUACACGUUUGCUUAACACCUUUCUAUGAUAGAGGAAGUAUAUACUAUGGUUGUCUUCUUGUAGUAUGUCUUUUAAUUUUGUUCAAUGUGUUAUCAACUGUUUUAAGGAAUGGGGUUUGAAAUGUGUGUGCAAACUGAUAUGUACAUAACUCCCGAGGCAACGCGAGUGCCCGGUCAUACGGUGUAAAAAUGUAAAUACAGGAAAAUUUCAUUUUUCUAAUAAAGAUAAUUUCUGCCAAUUGAUAUGAAAAUGA
This is a messenger RNA of Microcebus murinus (gray mouse lemur), 15427 nucleotides long. Lineage: Eukaryota; Metazoa; Chordata; Mammalia; Primates; Cheirogaleidae. The record is from RefSeq and is a predicted model, not a curated record.